AUGCUUUCCAGGCGUGACGCACCGCGACCGGUCACAGAUGGGACGCAGGGAAAGGUGUCUGACGAGGUUGCGGAGAAAGAGGCAGGGAAGAGGGUCGCGGAGAAAGAUACGGUGAAGAGGGAGACAGGGAAGAAGGCCGCUGACAAGGAGACAGGGAAGAAGGCUGCGGACAAGGAGACAGGUAAGAGGGUCACGGACAAGGACAAAGGGAAGGGUGAGAGCAGCAGGGGAGGGAAGCGGCAGAAAGGUCCCGCGGCGACUAGCGUCAGCGAUCUCCUUAAGAUGGGAGGCGCGGUCGUGGUGCGUGCAGCGGCAACCACCAGGGUGGAUGCGGCUGCGGGACUACCGCCUGCCCCCUCGGCGGUCGAAGCUGGUAAAGGCAAGGACAAGGCAAAGAAUCAGGGCCGCGGUGGUUGUAAGCCGCCUCCGGCCGCGUUGAAGGCGGAUCACGAGGACGACGAUGACUCGGACGCGGACGAUGAGGUUGAGCUGGUGCUGCAGAGGUUCAUGGGGCCAAGCGACACCAGCGGCACUAGCGGCAAGCGCAAGGGCUGUGGUAUCCGCCCUCCUCCCAGGGGUGGAGAGGGGAUGGUGGGCGAACCGUGGCAAGGGGGGAGGCGUCGCUGGCUGGGACAUCACUCACUCCAGGAGGUGCAGUACCUGGCCGCGAUCGCGGUCAUGUGUUACGACAAGAAGAUUGACCCCGGCCUCAAGCUGACUGCGCAGCAGAAGAGUGAGUGGGCCGAGGACAUCUCCGCGGCCGGGAUGAUGUGCACCGGCCUAUUCGCCACCAUGCACCUCCGCAACCUUUGCGGCAAUGUUGACAUGUACCACCACAUGUUCAAGGCCUACCGCGACUUCACCCGUCCUGGUUCCACCCUCGUUAAUGCGGUCGCUUGGGUAGCCGCGGUGGGAAAGGAGGCUGCAGACGAGGAGCCCGAUGUCACCGGGAACCUAGUGGGCCUGUUUGCUGGCGCGGUCGCGUGCGCCAUAGCCAUGGUGUGGGAGACCUGCAACGGUCUCAAUCUUGAGGGGGUCACGGAUGCUGGAUACGUCGCGGCGUAG
Molecule: messenger RNA, 1065 nt
Organism: Closterium sp. NIES-65
Lineage: Eukaryota; Viridiplantae; Streptophyta; Zygnematophyceae; Desmidiales; Closteriaceae
Source: the annotation of a GenBank genome assembly